AGAGCAAAAGUUUUUAAUAGGACAGCAAAUCAAAUGGGUAUCCAUUUCACUUCUUUACCUGCUGGAAUGAGUCGGCAUAAAUUAAAUCAAAGCAACUACAGUAAAAAAUUCCCUAGUGGCAAACCAUUCGAAGCCUUCUUUCAAAACUUGUUGUUUGCAGAAAAGCCCAUUGGUAAAUCCAACUUUGGUAUCACACGUCAUCAAUUAAAGGAUUUCAUCAGUGCUGGUAUGGAACAGUUUGUGGUAGCAUUGAAAAAGGAAAAGGCACCGCGCGGUCAUUUCGUCCAUGUCACAGAUAUGUUGCAUCAACCUUUUAAAGACGUCUUAAAAUCAGAAACCAUCAUUGAAUACCCCAUCUUUUAUAUCUGGUUAAAAUCCGAUGGUUUACCCAAGGAAGUAGUGACACUGGAAGAAAAGAAACAAUGGAUUGCCGUUGUCAAGGACGAACCUGUGGUAGUGAAGGAGGAGGAGGAGGCAUCUGCGACCAUUUUACCCGUAAAAGAAGAAGUGGAUGUCAAACAAGAACAGGACGUGUCAUGUCAGCCCACCGUAGCUAUCGAUGGAGUGUCUGUCCCUAGUGAAGAGGUGAAAGAGGAACCAUCCGAACCACGCGUAUUCAUCAGUACAGCAACUCCAGUAGAGGAACAAUCAACCAUCGUCGAUGACGACACUGUAUAG
Messenger RNA from Mucor mucedo, 678 nucleotides. RefSeq lists its product as uncharacterized. NCBI's taxonomy places the organism in Eukaryota, Fungi, Mucoromycota, Mucoromycetes, Mucorales, Mucoraceae. The transcript has 2 exons. The annotation marks the transcript as partial. The record is from RefSeq and is a predicted model, not a curated record.